AUGCAGAUUUUAGUACAGCAAGGUCCCGAGAGAGUAAUAGCACUCGCUUCUGAAAGCUUUGCAUUGUUGUUGAAAUAUGUCCCACCGAAGGAUAAGACACAUCCGGUGUGUACCAUUGAGAUGGUUCCCAAGAGCUAUUUGAAGAAGCAGAAAUUUGAAAAAUUGAGCAAGCUUGAAAUCCAUGGCUUCAUUGGGUUAAUUGAGUUGGAAGGAAGUAUUUUCAUAGGUACAAUUACUGGAAAAUCUGAGGUUGCCAGCCCAAUCCCGGGAGAAACAGUCAACAAAAUCUAUGGAGUUGAUUUCUUCUGUCUAGAUAGUAAUCGAUGGGAUUUCGUUGAGUUCGAUUCUAACGGAUUUCCAAUCAUACCAGAAGAAGAAUAUGCAAGCUCUUCCAAUCAACAGCAACAGCACCCGUGCCAUGAUUUGAAGAAAUUACUAUCGAACGGAUCAUUCUAUUAUAGUUCCGAUUUCGAUCUAACAUCUUUACUACAGUCUAGAGGUCUCAACCAGCAUUCGUUAUCCUUCGAUAAUUACCAAGAAGAGUACAUGUGGAAUUCCUUUUUAAUGCAAGAAAUCAUCACAUUUAGAAACCAUUUGGACGAUAAAGCCAAGCAAAUAAUGGAUGAUGAAGGAUUCUUAACGACAGUGAUCAGAGGUUUUGCUGAAACUUUCCCAUCAUAUAUCGGCAGAAUGCCCGUCAAUUUAACUAUGAUAUCAAAACAAUCUUGGAAAAGAGCGGGAACAAGAUUUAAUGUUAGAGGUAUUGAUGACGAGGCAAAUGUAGCAAACUUUUGUGAAACUGAAUUUAUUAUGUAUUCAGAGGAAUACUGCUUUGCUGUGACAGAAAUUAGAGGAAGUGUACCUGUUUUCUGGGAACAAGAUACAGCUCUAAUCAAUCCAAAGGUUACAAUUACCAGAUCUGUCGAGGCAACGCAAUCGACCUUCGAUGAGCACUUUAAGAGAUUAAUACAAAAAUACGGCCCUGUUCAUGUAGUAAAUUUAUUAUCAACGAAAUCUUCCGAAAUAGAACUAACGAGACGAUACAGAGAGCAUUUCGAGCGUUCAAAAAGCCUCAAAUUAAACUCUGAAAUUUUUUUAACUGAGUUUGACUUUCACAAAGAGACCAAAGAAGAAGGAUUUGCUGCUGCAUCAAAAAUCAUGCCUACAUUAGAGCGCUCUAUUCUGGAAAAUGGUUAUUUCUCAUACGAUGUUAAAGAGAAAAAACAAUUGUCUGAGCAAAAUGGUGUUUUCAGAACAAACUGUUUAGAUUGCUUAGACAGAACCAAUCUAAUUCAGCAGUUUAUUUCAAGAUAUACAUUUAUCUUGUUUUUAGAAGAUUUCCAAUUAAUCAAACCAAAACUUCCAUUAAUCGAAGAAUAUGAUUGGUAUCAAAAACACAAUAAUAUCUGGGCUGAUCACGGUGAUGCAGUUUCUCAAAUUUAUACAGGAACGAAUGCAUUAAAAUCAUCAUUUUCAAGAAAAGGUAAAAUGUCAUUUGCUGGUGCUCUCUCUGAUGCAACAAAGUCCGUCAGUAGAAUGUACAUCAAUAACUUUAUGGACAAAAAUAAACAGAUGAACAUCGACGCAUUGUUGGGCCGUCUACCACAUCAGCAUUCUGUCGAAUUAUUCGAUCCGAUCAAUGACUACGUUAAUGAAGAACUUAGAAAACAAGAAGCACAGUUUACUACCACUAGUAACAUUAAGAUCUUAUGUGGCACAUUCAACGUAAAUGGACUCACCAAGUCUGUAGAUUUAUCAGAAUGGCUAUACCCUAUUGGCAAAAGAUAUCUUCCUGACAUUGUUGUACUGGGUUUGCAAGAAGUAAUUGAAUUGAAUGCGUCUUCGAUUUUGAACGUUGAUACUUCAAAGUCACAAUUUUGGAAAGACUUAGUUCAUAGUUGCUUGAACAAACAUGAAAAUUAUAUCAUGUUGAGAGCCGAGCAAAUGUCAUCUUUGAUUAUAUUAUUCUUUGUCAAAGCUGACAAAGUUGGAAAUGUAAAAAGAGUAGAGGGUUCUUCAAAGAAAACAGGUCUAGGAGGAAUGACCGGUAACAAAGGUGCUGUUGCCAUUAGAUUCGACUAUGGAAGUACAUCUUUCUGCUUCAUCAAUGCUCAUUUAUCUGCUGGCGUGAAUAAUGUAGAGGAACGUAGAAGUGAUUAUGAGAGUAUAACCAAGGGAAUUAGUUUCAGCAGGUCAAAAAGAAUUGAUCACCAUAAUUCCACUUUCUGGCUCGGUGAUUUAAAUUAUAGGAUUGAGUUGCCAAACGAAAAGGUAAGGAGUAUCCUCUCAUUACCUGAUAAUGCUGAUUUGGAUAAAUUGCUGGAGCAUGACCAGCUGACAUCGGAAAUGGCUUCAGAAUCUGUCUUCAAAGGUUUCAUGGAACCAUCAAUUCAGUUUAGACCAACGUACAAGUACGAUCAUGGUACAGACAGAUACGAUACUUCCGAAAAAGCUAGAAUUCCAUCAUGGACGGAUAGAAUCUUAUACAAAGGUGAAAACUUACAACCAAUGGCGUAUAGUGAUGCCAAAUUGAAUUUGAGUGAUCACAAACCUGUUUAUGCAGCUUACAAAGCCAAGGUCAAAUUUAUUGACGAAGAAUCAAAGAUACAAAUGACCAAGAAACUAUAUAUGGACUACAAACAAUCACAUCCUCAAGAUUCCGGUUCUAUCAAUAGUGCAUUGCUUGAUCUUGAGCUAGUUGACGCGAAGGAGGAGCCUAAACCGGUGAUUUCGACAGAAAUGAGUCUGUUAGAUCUGGAUCUACAUUUCGAAUCUGCCGGAGUGAGCACAAGCCGGGCGAUGCCGCCAAAACCACUAUCACCUUCUUCAAGAUCUUCAUCCUCAAUGAGUAGUCUAUCUUUGACUAGUCCACCAGUUGGACCAACUGCCAGAAGGGGCGAUACCGUAAGAAAUGGUGCUCAACUAACAAAAGAACCGGAAGCCGUAAGAAGAGUGCCUCCACCCCCUCCACACAAGAAACCAGUCAUAACAUUGGAUUCUCCUGUUCGAACGCCGUCCCCCUCAUCAAUAUCCACGUCAGCUUCGGAUCGAAAAAUCACCCUGGUUCCACCACCUCCACCUUCCAGAAAGCCUAACCCUCCACCUGGUUUCUCUGAUGUCAUAUUAACUCCAAAGGGAUCCACUCCUGAGCCUGUAGCAUCACCUCCAGUACCCAUAGAUACUGCCGAAUCAUCUGCAAAGAAAUCAAAACCUCAUGUUCCUUCAAAGAAACCUGAACUAGCAAUGUCCCUGGAUUCUUGGAAACCACUUCAACCAAAAUAG
Messenger RNA from Kluyveromyces lactis, 3282 nucleotides. RefSeq lists its product as uncharacterized. The coding region runs from base 1 to 3282 and encodes 1093 amino acids. Gene Ontology annotation, biological process: phosphatidylinositol dephosphorylation. The transcript has a single exon. Lineage: Eukaryota; Fungi; Ascomycota; Saccharomycetes; Saccharomycetales; Saccharomycetaceae. The record is from RefSeq and is a predicted model, not a curated record. Gene Ontology annotation, cellular component: membrane; cytoplasm. Gene Ontology annotation, molecular function: phosphatidylinositol-4,5-bisphosphate 5-phosphatase activity; phosphatidylinositol-3,5-bisphosphate 5-phosphatase activity.